Messenger RNA from Betta splendens (Siamese fighting fish), 3263 nucleotides. It is a transcript of the gene tapt1b, whose product is annotated as transmembrane anterior posterior transformation 1b. Bases 46 to 1764 code for a protein of 572 amino acids. Gene Ontology annotation, biological process: maintenance of protein localization in endoplasmic reticulum; positive regulation of cilium assembly. The record is from RefSeq and is a predicted model, not a curated record. The transcript has 14 exons. Gene Ontology annotation, cellular component: ciliary basal body; endoplasmic reticulum membrane. Lineage: Eukaryota; Metazoa; Chordata; Actinopteri; Anabantiformes; Osphronemidae.
GUAGAUGUUAGUCUCCCAGGCAGCGGCUGAGACCGUUUGACGAAGAUGGCGGACUCGCUGUCGACAGGUCUGGGAGAGGAGAAAGAGAAGGAGAAGGAGGACAGGGAGCGGGACAGGGACGCCGCCAAAAACGAGAGGAACAAGGAGAAGGACGGAGUCACGGAGACGCUGGGGUUCAGCGACCGAACCAGCGGCGGGAGGGACAAGAAGCGCAGCCUGUCAGAUCUGUCUCUUAUUCGUUUUAUAACUACUGAGCUCACUAGAGGCUAUUUCUUGGAACACAAUGAGGCCAAGUACACAGAACGCAGGGAGAGGGUUUAUACCUGCCUCCGAAUUCCCAAGGAGUUAGAGAAGUUGAUGAUAUUUGGCUUCUUCCUCUGUCUGGAUGCCUUUCUGUACGUGUUCACCCUGUUGCCACUGAGGGUGAUUCUGGCCCUGAUACGGCUCAUUACGUUGCCAUGCUGUGGCUUCGGUGGCUCCCGCUUGCUCCAGCCAGCCCAGGUAUGCGACGUGCUCAAAGGCUUCAUUAUGGUGAUCUGUUACUCAAUGAUGAGCUAUGUGGAUUACGCCAUGAUGUACCACCUCAUCAGGGGACAGUCUGUCAUCAAACUCUACAUCAUCUACAACAUGUUAGAGGUGGCGGACCGACUGUUCUCUUCAUUUGGCCAGGAUAUUUUGGACGCUCUGUACUGGACAGCCACUGAACCCAAAGAGAAGAAGAGGGCGCACAUAGGAGUGAUUCCUCAUUUUUUCAUGGCUGUGCUCUAUGUGUUUCUUCAUGCCAUCCUCAUCAUGGUUCAAGCCACAACUCUCAAUGUGGCUUUCAACUCUCACAACAAAUCCCUGCUUACUAUCAUGAUGUCAAACAAUUUUGUGGAGAUCAAAGGAAGCGUGUUCAAGAAGUUUGAAAAGAACAACCUUUUUCAGAUGUCAAACAGUGACAUAAAGGAGAGGUUCACAAACUACAUUCUUCUGCUCAUCGUCUGUUUGAGAAACAUGGAGCAAUUUUCCUGGAACCCCGAUCACUUCUGGGUGCUGUGCCCUGACGUGUUUAUGGUCAUCGCCUCAGAGGUUGCAGUGGACAUCGUCAAACAUGCAUUUAUCACCAAAUUCAAUGACAUCAGCGCUGACGUUUAUGGAGAAUACAGAGCCAGCCUUGCCUUUGAUCUUGUCAGCAGCCGACAGAAAAAUGCCUACACAGACUACAGUGACUCUGUGUCUAGGAGAAUGGGCUUCAUCCCUCUUCCUUUAGCUCUGCUGCUGAUCAGAGUAGUGACCAGCUCAGUGAAAAUCCAGGGUUCACUCUCUCUCAUAUGCGUGUUGCUGUUUUACCUGGGGAUGAUCACUUUAAAGGUGCUCAACAGUAUCGUUCUGUUGGGGACGUCCUGUGUAUUUGUGAAAGAGGCCAACAUGGAGGAAAAGCUUUUUGACCCUCCACCCUCUGCUGUCUCGAGCCGCGCAAAUUCCAGAGCUCACCGGAACAAACACGUCCACAUAUCACCACAGCAAGAAGCCACAUCAGAAAUAGGAGGAAUAUCAGUGGCAUCAGACAAUUCUCAAACGACCAACAUGGCAGAAAGCGCUGCCCCCACACUUCCCAAGAGCGACUCUGACACAUUCCUAACAACGCCUGACGAAGAAGACGAUGACAAAAUCAUUAACACUGACACUGGACUGGAAGGCGAUGGACUCAAACUCAGAGCGCCCAAAAAAGACUUGCUGGAAAUAGACCGCUUCACCAUCUGCGGCAACAGAAUAGACUGAAUGCUGCAGCAUCAACUAGUCAGUGAAGUUUCCUGGCUACGCAUUAAGGUUCAGGGAUCAGACCUGGGUCAUGGAUGAUGCUCAGACUGGACUUGGUCUUGUGCUCCCGACCCCUGGAGUAUUUAUUUAUUUAUUUCCGAUAAAACCAGCCAAGGCAUAAAGCUGUUACUGCAAGCAUUAGAUGCUGCUUCUGGUGUUUCCAGCUGAUCCAGUCCUUUUCCUGUUAAACUAGUAGCCUGGGACUGGGUGAAAACUGGAACGCUCAGAUGAAGCAGACCACGAGGAGAUCAACAAGACCACAUAUGUGACAUAGUGUGUGGUCGUAGGAACAUUACAGCUGGACUGCAGGUGUGUCUUCAAAAGCACAAUCAAAUGUACAGUGAGAAUUUGUUUUUAAAAUGAACAAAAACCGAUUUUUUUAUUUGUUUGAUUUCUAAAGCAUACUUAUAUUUAAAAGUGAAGUUUUUAGCAUAAAAAUCUUUUUUUUUAAUCAACUGUGUUUAUCGGCAUUAAGACUCAGAUCCAAUCUGACAAACACACUAACACACAUUCACAGAGAUAGUGUUUGAAUGAAGUUAAUGUGAGCUAAAGGUCCAGCAUGUUAAACAUGGCAGUCGUAACGCUAAGAACAUUUCUGCAUGGAAUCCAAGGGUUAUGUUUGACCCCAGAGGUGACUUUACUGUUUGGACACAGAUAUAUUUGAAGGUUUUUGUGUCCUACCACUGAAGCUCUAUAAUAAGUGAAGGUCAUAUGGUAUUGAAGAAACCAUCACGCUAAACUGAUUUGUUUUUAAUAAUUCCAACCUCUGAUAAAGAGGUGUACAGCUGACCUAGAGCUGGUUAUUUCUUGGAGUAAAAUUAAAAACAAUGCCAAUGGUUAUGCAGGUAAACAGGUCAUAUCAUUUAGAAAAGAGGAGGUUUUAUGUUUAAACGUUGGCUUGUGUUUGGCUUCAGCAUGUCAUACAACUACGUUAUUUGAGUUUCCAUGUGGUGCAUUUGGGUCCACCGUUUUUAUAAUGUAUUAUAAUUAUAUGCAACCCACAGUGAUAAAAAGGCAGUUUUUCAAAAAAUACUUUAUCAUCAUCAUUUAAUCAAGCAGCAGGUUUGACUGUUUGUUCGUUCAUGUUAGUGGUUGCGAUAUAUAUUGAGGAUCAAGGAAACACAUGCUGAACAAUAGUAAAUGUUAUGAAACCUUGGAAAGAAUCAGCCAGGAUUUAUUUUCACAGAUCUAUGUGGCGUUUUGUGAUGCGAGGUGUAAAAGUUGUACAUGAGGGGCACAAAAUCCAUUAUGGAAUGGCAGGAAGUGCAUAGAGUCAGAUCGUGCGCGUGUGUGCACGUGUGUGUGAGCGUGAGAUCAUUUGCAGUGCAUGGAUGGAUCUUGAACGCUAUACAUAUGAAUCAGAUAUUUCAUGGUUUUUAUUUUUCAUGUACAGCUCAUCUGUGUAAUGCGUCUCCUUCCAUGGUCUAAGGAGAAUAAAAAUAUUUUGUUUUGUAACCCUU